AUGCCCUCUCACAAUCACGCCAACUACCAAGCUCGGCUUGAUUUCUAUGACCCCGAGUGCAUUUUUGAGUACAACAACUUUGUUUACCACGUCUCACUCGCGUCGCCGCUCAUCGCGGACCACUCAGACAACAACUGGAAUGGCACCUUUCAGCCAGGUACUGUGGCCAUUUCCAAGGGCACAAAAGACCUCGUGGUGCGACUUGGUAAUCGUGAUAUUGAGGGUGUUCACCAAGCGACCCGUAUUGAGAACGGAGUAGCAAUAACCAACCUGGUCUUGGCGGCUCUCAGCCAUGCCUUCCAGCCAUCCAUUGUUCCUCGGAUUUAUGGGUGGGGAAGCGCUGCAGCUGAAGCUGCUCAGGGCUGGAUACUGCAGGAGUUCAUGCCGGGGAUUGGCGUGGACCAGCCGUUUAGUCAGCAGGAUCUUGAGCAGAAGAAGGCACUGUUGGCUCAGAUGGCAAAAAUCGUCAAAGCCCUGCAGGCCUAUAGCCUGCCGUCUACGAUCACUGGCUACGGAGGUCUGACGUUCAACGAAGGUGGUGAGAUCGUCAGUGCAGCUAUGCCCACGGUUGGCGCUGGGCCUUGGCCGUCUUACCAAGCGUCAUUUCAAUACCGCCUGGACCUGGCCCUCAAAAAGGCUGAUUCAAAUCCAUACAUCAAGGGAUGGCGAGCCAAUGGGCUUCGGGAGCGCAUUGAUGCUUUCGUCCAGCGGGGCGUUCCGGCUCAGUUCGAGUCGUUGAGCGAUAAGGAUGACAAGGUGGUGGUGCACUGUGAUUUUAGUAAGAUUCCAAAUCCCAGCACUACAGCUGUGUCAGGCUGCGUUUUGUCUCUGCCGAUAGCUGACCCUCCCGAUCCAGGCCCAACCAACAUCUUAUUUGACGAAGCCUCGGGGCGUAUAACCGCCCUCAUUGAUUAUGACUUUUCCUGGAUCUCUCACCCCUCUUACGAGUUUCUGCGCUCAUUCGAUGGUCUCGGGGGCCAAUUUUGA
This is a messenger RNA of Podospora anserina S mat+, 987 nucleotides long. RefSeq lists its product as uncharacterized. The transcript has 2 exons. NCBI's taxonomy places the organism in Eukaryota, Fungi, Ascomycota, Sordariomycetes, Sordariales, Podosporaceae. Bases 1 to 987 code for a protein of 328 amino acids. The record is from RefSeq and is a predicted model, not a curated record.